This is a messenger RNA of Pochonia chlamydosporia 170, 1902 nucleotides long. Its product is annotated as stachyose synthetase. The record is from RefSeq and is a predicted model, not a curated record. Lineage: Eukaryota; Fungi; Ascomycota; Sordariomycetes; Hypocreales; Clavicipitaceae. The transcript has a single exon. Bases 1 to 1902 code for a protein of 633 amino acids.
AUGGGCGACAUUUGCUGCUUUCUCAUGUCCAACAACAAGGGAGCUUUUGUUGUUCACUCCCGCAACGAUGGCCUAUCUGAACAGCCUUGUCGAAUCAUGGUUUCAGUUGCCCCUGACAUCGACACCUCCAUCAGCGUCAUCAUGAAGAAUCUUCAAACUGAGGCAAACGACUCCAGGUUGGUCCGAGCGUCAAUCUAUGAAGGGUUCAAGACGGACAGCGCAAAAACGUCCCAUCUUGAUCCGUUGUUGGACUACUUGGGUUUCUGCACAUGGAAUGCUCUUGGACUAGAGCUCACACAAGACAAGAUCUUGGAAGCCCUGCGUGUUUUACGGGAUAACAAUAUCCGAAUAUCAACUCUACUGAUGGACGAUAAUUGGCAGAAACUUCAAGGGACAGAAUUGGGCAACCAGCAUCAUGACUAUCGCGUUCUCGCCGAUUUCAGGGCCAACGAAGCAUUUCCCGACGGUCUCAAGUCUUUCACCACUCGUGUUAAAGCUGAGAAUCCCUUUGUCACCGAAAUCGGAGUCUGGCAUGCACUAAUGGGCUAUUGGGGUGGUCUUGCAGCGGAAGGCUGGAUCGUUGACAACUAUGAAACUGCUGACGUAGCUGGCAAAGUCUAUUAUGCCACCCCAACGACGAUAAGAUCAAUCUCCGCCUCACAUUUGAACAAAUACUACGACGACUUCUACACAUACCUGGCAGCCUCCGGGAUUACUUUUGCAAAGACAGAUGUCCAAUGUCUCUUGCACAACAUUCGGGAGGGCUCGGACCGAGCUGCCCUUAUUCCCGCGUAUCAAGCUGCCUGGACAAUGGCUCACUUUCGAAGGCUGGGCGGAAAGGCGAUCAGCUGUAUGCCACAGAUACCUGAAAUAUUGUGGCAGAGUCUCCUGCAGACCAAGACUCCGGCCGUCAUUUUCCGGAAUAGCGACGAUUUCUUCCCUGAGAUUCCCAGCAGUCGUAUGUGGCACAUCUGGACAAAUGCUCACAAUGCAUUGUUUACGCAGCAUUUGAACGUCGUGUUGGACUGGGACAUGUUUCAGAGCAAAGGGGAAUAUGGCCCGGCUCACGCUGCUGCGCGCUGCUUGUUCGGUGGGCCAAUAUUUCUCACUGAUACACCCGGAGAACAUGACCUUGCACUCCUUGAUCAGAUGGUUGCACCAAGUCCAGAUGGUGGGAGAAGCGUGAAUCUCCGGCCUUCAGUAUCUGCUAAAACUCCCCGUGCCUUUGACCGAUACCAAGAAUCGGGUGUUCUCAAAGCCAUCACCGAGGCGUCAAUUGGUGUCAAAUGCAUGGGGCUGUUCAAUACACGCCCCAUGAGUGUUGCAGCCAUGGUACCGGUGUCUGAGUUCUCAUCAAUAGGCGAGUCGCGAUGGGAGCCAGCUGCUGAAGUAGUCGUGCUCUCCCAUCAAACUCAGGCUAUCCGUGGCCCAGUCAAGUUAGGAGUCGCUUCAAGGGUACUUUCGGACGUAGAUAGUUUGAUUGAGGUGAACUUGCCAAUUGCAGGUUACGAAAUCCACUCUUGCUAUCAGACAUCCCGGCUCAUGUUGGGUUCUCGGGAGAGUUUGGUGGUCAUGCUUGGCUUGCUCGGAAAGAUGACUGGCGCGGCUGCAAUCUGCUCAAUGAAUUUGACAUCCAGUCAAGGCAAGAUCAUGAUGAGAGCUUCGUUGAAGGCACUUUGUAAAUUGGGAAUCUGGAUAUCUGGCCAAGCUGUUGAGAAGCACAAUAUUCGGGCGAAAUUGGAAGGCAUAGAUGUCCAUCAUACGUCGAUCGUGGUUGCUGAAAGCUCACAUAAUGGAGAAACGUCUCAGGUUCUGACCUUCGAUUUACUUCAAGAAUGGUCGCAGAAGCAUCAUGGUUCUACUCUUAAGCAAGUCCCGAUAGAACUAGAGCUGGCAGUUUAG